Messenger RNA from Cynoglossus semilaevis (tongue sole), 2927 nucleotides. It is a transcript of the gene ptgs2b, whose product is annotated as prostaglandin-endoperoxide synthase 2b. The transcript is spliced from 10 exons. Bases 444 to 2267 code for a protein of 607 amino acids. Gene Ontology annotation, cellular component: cytoplasm; neuron projection. Gene Ontology annotation, molecular function: heme binding; peroxidase activity; oxidoreductase activity, acting on single donors with incorporation of molecular oxygen, incorporation of two atoms of oxygen. Gene Ontology annotation, biological process: response to oxidative stress; cyclooxygenase pathway. NCBI's taxonomy places the organism in Eukaryota, Metazoa, Chordata, Actinopteri, Pleuronectiformes, Cynoglossidae. The record is from RefSeq and is a predicted model, not a curated record.
UGAAUAAACCUUAACUCGUGUAAAAAAGUACGACUGCUUGAAAAUCUGCUUAAUUUGAAUAUAUUCUCAUUUUAUUUGGCUAUUUGCUGUCCCUAAAAGCAAAUUUGUCAAGACAUUUACUUUUAAGAUUUUACCGCGGUCAUUACACAGUGCAAAUCUUUCGAAAUUAAAGAGAUCCCCCCCCCUCUUACACAUACACAGUUAGGUGUUAGUGUGCUCCUAAAAUGUUUACAAACCCGUUCGGUCCAUUACGGUGGCUCAACAGGAAGUUUUUUUUAAGUCAGUUGACGUCAUCAUAGGAAUAUAAAGGUUGUGGCGACACAUACGCUCAUCACCUAUUCGAACUCCCUCACUGCAACAGCGGAGAGACAGAGGAGCAGAGGAGGGCAGAAGACAGAGAAGAGGGACAAAUAAAUACAGAAAGAGGAAAGUCUCUUUGGACUAUGAACAGACAGACACUCUCGGUUUUCCUGUUGGCGCUGGGCUUUCUUGUUUGUGAAGGAGGUAACCCAUGCUGCUCACAGCCGUGUGAGAACAGAGGCGUGUGCACGGCACUUGGAAGUGACUAUGAAUGUGACUGUACUCGCACUGGAUACUAUGGACAAAACUGCACCACACCUGAGCUCCUGACACUGAUAAAGGUUUACCUGAAACCAUCGCCCAACACUGUCCACUACCUGCUCACCCACUUCAAGGGCUUCUGGAACAUCAUCAACAGCAUCUCUUUUCUCCGGGAUGCCAUCAUGAAAUAUGUGCUGACAUCCCGUUCCAAUAUGAUUGAUAGUCCUUCAACUUAUAAUUCAGAUUACGAUUACAAAAAUUGGGAAGCCUAUUCUAACAUCUCAUACUAUACCCGUGCCCUCCCUCCUUUACCUGAGGAUUGCCCCACUCCUAUGGGUGUCGUAGGUAAGAAAGAGCUUCCUGAUGCCAAGGUUUUGGCUGAAAAGCUCCUGAUGAGAAGAGAGUUCAUCACAGAUCCACAAGGAACCAGCCUGAUGUUUGGAUUCUUUGCACAGCAUUUUACUCACCAAUUCUUCAAAAGUGACAUGAAGAAAGGACCUGCUUUUACUCUGGCAACAGGGCAUGGGGUGGACCUCAGCCAUGUUUAUGGUAACGACCUGCAGAAGCAACACAAGCUCAGACUGUUCAAGGAUGGCAAACUGAAACAUCAGGUCUUGAAUGGAGAGGUUUAUCCUCCAACAGUGAAGGAAACGGGUGUUCAUAUGAUCUACCCUCCUCACAUCCCUGAGUCUCAGCGCUUUGCUGUGGGCCACGAGGCCUUCGGCCUGGUCCCUGGCCUGAUGAUGUAUGCUGUCAUCUGGCUACGGGAGCACAAUCGAGUGUGUGACGUGUUGAAGGAAGUGCACCCUGACUGGGAUGACGAGAGACUUUUCCAAACCACAAGGCUCAUUCUGAUUGGUGAGACCAUCAGGAUUGUGAUUGAAGAUUAUGUGCAGCACCUGAGUGGCUACAACUUCAAGCUGAAGUUUGACCCCGAGCUUCUCUUCAAAGAACAGUUCCAGUACCAGAACCGCAUCGCCUCAGAGUUUAACACACUCUAUCAUUGGCACCCCCUGAUGCCGGAUACCUUCCGUGUCGGGGAGACACACUACAAUUACAAGCAGUUUAUCUUCAACAACUCUGUAGUGAUAGAGCAUGGCAUCAACAAGAUGGUGGAGUCGUUUACCAAUCAAAUUUCAGGACGGGUUGCUGGUGGCCGGAACGUUCCUGUGCCUAUUCUGUAUGUGACCGUUGAGACAAUAGAGCACAACAGAAAAUUGCGUUACCAGUCCUUAAAUGCCUACAGAAAACGUUUCAACAUGAAGCCCUACAGCUCUUUUGAGGACCUGACAGGAGAGACAGAAAUGGCGGCAUUGCUGGAGGAAAUGUACGGACAUGUCGACGCUGUAGAGUUUUACCCUGGCCUUCUUGUGGAAAAACCCAGACCUAAUUCCAUCUUUGGGGAGACCAUGGUGGAGGUAGGGGCUCCUUUCUCCCUGAAGGGACUGAUGGGGAAUCCCAUCUGCUCCCCAGAGUACUGGAAACCCAGCACCUUUGGUGGAAAAGUAGGCUUUGAAAUCGUCAACACAGCCUCUUUGCAGAAUCUCGUCUGCAACAACGUUCGUGGCCCCUGUCCCGUGGCAUCUUUUCAGGUGCAAAACAUAAAAGAGACGGAGCCUGUGAUCAUUAACUCCAGCACAUCCCAGUCACAGGGUAGUGACAUCAACCCUACAGUCAUUUUAAAAGAGACAAGUACGGAGCUGUAAUUAACUAUUCUUUUCAUUUGUGAGCCAUCCUGUUUUUUAUGUAUGUGUCAAUGCAUGUAUAUUUGUAUGUAUUUAUUUAUUUAUUUAUUUAAGUCUAAGUUUAUAUUUAUUGUUAACGCUAUUAACGUUAUAACGUUUAAAGUUAGAACAUUUUCUCGUUAGAUAUAAAACUGUACAUAUUUUGUGACAGGUAAAAAAUAUUUUAUUUUAUUUUAUUUAUUAGUUCAUUGUAUGAUAUAUAGGAAUAUAAAGUGGCAGUAAUUUAACGACCUCAAUCUAUGCAACCUGAUACUUGAAAAGUGGUUUACAGUUUUAACAGUUAACUGGUCGUACAUUUGUCUCAGUGCACCACACUUUACUGUUUUUACAAUAGUACACUAUACUAGUGUUGUUCAGUUAACUCCAUGACUGAUCAUAUUUCCAUGCUGGUCACCAUACAGCAAAAACAUUCCUGUGUCAAUUUUCUUUUUAUAAAUUAUAUAUAAAAUAAUUUUUUUCUUUCUUUUGGUCUACAUCAGUAUGUUUUUACCUGGAUGGUUUGAAAAUAUAACUGUUUACAAAGUAUAUGACCACAUGGGGCAGUUUGUUUCCAAUUCUGUGGCUUUUGCUGACCUGGAAGAUAAUAAAUGCUACAAUAAAUUGAUGCACAUUUCUCAAAAA